CAGUUGUCAGCUAUGUAUUACGCAUAUGAAAUUAUCCAAAUGUCAAAUUCCGAACUCCAAAUUUACUUCAUUUUUGAACAAUAUUAACAUUAUUGUUUACCUGAACAUUUUCAUGAUUAAUUCUAUUAUAUUCUUUUCUUGAUUACUUUUUUUAAUUGUUGCAAAAUGGAUAAGUUAAAACGUGUAUUGAGUGGAAACGAUGAAACAACAAACGAUGAGAACCGCGGUAUCAUGGGUGAUAUUGAUGAGUUUACUACGCUUAGUUGGUCGACGCGGUUAAGGGGUUUCUGUGUAUGCUUCGUUAUUGGAAUAAUAUUUUCGUUGCUGGGAUCGCUUAUGUUACUUCUGCAUUUCGGAAUGACACGGUUUGCCAUCUUCUAUACUUUAGGGAAUGUUGUCUCAAUGGCUAGUACGUGUUUUUUAGUCGGCCCGAUGAAGCAGAUGAAAAAUAUGUUUUCUGAAAAGAGAUUUAUAGCCUCAAUCAUUGUGAUAAUUUCGUUCAUCUGUACUUUAAUGGCGGCUAUUUGGUUCAAAAAAGGUUUACUUGCGCUUGUGUGCAUUGUCAUUCAAUCGAUUGCCAUGACCUGGUAUUCAUUGUCUUACAUUCCUUAUGCAAGAUCAGCGGUCAAAAACGCUCUCAACACUUGUAUCGCGUAACGUGAAAAUAUGAUGAAUUGUUUCGAAAUACUUUCGUCACUAGAACAUAAUAGCAAAUAGGUUUGUCGUUAGUUGAUGAAUUCUUGCAUUCUUUUGACUUAGCGAGUGAUUAAUGAAAAAUCUUGAUGAAAAUCGACAAUGUUAAAGAGGUUUUGCAUCGUACAGUUAUAAGUUUACUGCAAAAUAAACCACCCCCCCCCCCCCCCAAAAAGGCAUUUCUUUGAAUCAAUAUAUUCUCAAAACUAUUUGGAUAAUCUUUAGGCAGGAGUUUCAAAAUAUUUUAAGCACCAUAUAUAUAAAAAAAUUAUUUAAAGUGUCUGAUAAUUCUCUGCUAAUUUUAUUUGUUACUGAAUCACGAAGGGGUCAAAAUCCGUCCAAAUAUUGUAUCGUCUCUUUUAAAAAUUACAAAGCUAAAUUUCGCACAGUUAGUAUUAUUUUUAUUGGUUCUAAUAUAAGAUCUAUAAAAUAAAAACCUUAUUACUUCAAAUCGACAAUUCUCUAAAUACAUUAUAAUAUUUCAUUUCAACUUCUCCAAUAAAAUGUAUAUGUAUGUAUUACACUUAUAUGUAUGUAUUAUGCCGUGUUUUGGUCAAAUUGCAUAUUAAAAUAAAUCUAUAAUUUAACAUCCAUUGCUUUCAUAAAAAUCAAUAGAACAUUUGAAAAUAAAGCAUGCCCCAUACAGUUUUGUUACGGCAAUCUUUUACUCUUCAGCUUA
Molecule: messenger RNA, 1372 nt
Organism: Sitodiplosis mosellana (orange wheat blossom midge)
Lineage: Eukaryota; Metazoa; Arthropoda; Insecta; Diptera; Cecidomyiidae
Product: vesicle transport protein SFT2B
Exons: 4
Coding region: 166-657 (163 amino acids)
Biological process (GO): vesicle-mediated transport
Cellular component (GO): membrane
Source: RefSeq, a predicted model, not a curated record